Suillus paluster is the source of this 1165-nucleotide messenger RNA. RefSeq lists its product as uncharacterized. Lineage: Eukaryota; Fungi; Basidiomycota; Agaricomycetes; Boletales; Suillaceae. The transcript is spliced from 9 exons. The record is from RefSeq and is a predicted model, not a curated record. Bases 98 to 979 code for a protein of 293 amino acids.
CUUUGCAACUGCGCAAUUGUGAAACACAGCCGGAAUUUGGCCGUCAUAAGUCUUACCGCAGCAGCUCCGUCUUUGCAUCAUACAUCAUCCGUCUACCAUGGCCCAGUAUAGAGACCCAUAUUCUGACCAGCAGCGCGGCGGUUACAACCAGCAGUAUGGUGACGCCGCCUAUGAUAGCAGGCAACCACACCAGGCAUACGACCAAGGCGACUUUGAUCCACAAACAAUGGGAGAGUAUAGAGAUGACCCCAAUGCGAACCCACGAGUAUAUGCGCCAGCAGCACAGGGAGCGAUCCCUCAUGACCAAUCGAAGUUUCCGAAAAAAACUGGACGCCAACCUCGGGAUUUCAAGAGCUGGAGAUAUGGAAACACCGGUGGCCUAUGGACAAAGGGCAGCCGAGGUAGCUGCAUAGGGAGGUUCUGCUGUUGCACGUUGAUGGUCGUCGUCUUCUUCAUUGUCAGCAUACUACUUGCGUUAAUUAUGUGGGUCCGUCCUCCAGAUGCAGUUGUUGGCACCGUAGGAACAUCUACCAAUCAAAGUGCAGUUCAAACGGGGUCGGGAAGCAUCAUAGUCAACCUGGGCGUUGACAUUGCUGUUACCAACCCAAAUUACUUUUCCAUAUCUUUCACGUCCAUAGACGCAAAGGCAUAUUACCCCAUUAACAAUACUCUUGUCGGAACCGGCAAUCAGACUGGCAUCACAUUCAAUGCCAACUCACAAACCAACUUCACAUUCCCAUUUGCAGUUGAAUUCAGCACAAACAUGUCUUCAAGCACACAAAUCAUAUCUGAUCUCGCCACGAAAUGCGGUGUGAAUGGAGCAGUGCAAGAUAUCUCGCUCACCAUUGAUAUCACGCUUGGAUUACGCAUCCUAUCUUGGGUGGUUUAUCCGACGGUGAGCAUUCCCGCCAGUUUCACGUGUCCGAUAUCUGCUGCAGACAUCUCGAGUUUGCUUCCAUCCAUUACUUCACUAACUUGAUCCUGCUGGGCGAGAGUGCAGGGGCCGGGGAGCUCCUUUCGUAUCUCUUCUUGGACAUAGACAUGUACGAAAUAGCUACACACACUCUGCCAAUCUUGUAUGAGGGACAGUCGAUAUCUUAUUACUUGCUGGACAGCUUUCUCAGACACAUGAUCUAUCACUUUAUGUUAUAUCGCUCGUUCGACA